UAAAAGCUAGGCAGUGCUGUAUAUGUGGACUGACACGGAGACCGACUGACAACUUGUCCACGUUUCUGCAUCCAAGUAAAAUUACUAUUGGAAGCGUUAAUCAAUGAGAUAGUCUGAAGCAAGAGUCCGAACCUUACACGUCUUGACAUCAACGCUCGCGUGGAUUCCGCUGCUUUGGUUUGCUGAGGCCUCAGCUCAACGCGGAGUGGCGCCAAGCUGAAUGGUUUGCCAGGCCUGUGAAAAGAAGCUAUCAAAGGUUGCCUGCCCGGAAAAGUGGCGGGACAGCAAGGGUGACAAGCAGGGCGAGAGCAGCGGGCGCAAGGUCAACGAGAACAAGUUGCUCAAAGGGGCAAAACGAUACCAACCAUACAACAAGAAAUGCAAGACGUGCAAACAGAACCUGCACCAAGACGGCCUGUACUGCCAGGCCUGCGCCUAUGCUAAAGGUGAAGGGGCUUGUUUCGCCUGGCGAGUCGCGCACCGCAAGUGCAGGAGGCGCCACGACUCCGUCGCCGGCCGCUCAGCAGCCCGCUGCCGCAGCUCAGCAGCAGCCAAAGAAGAAGGUCGACGAGGGGCCCAGCUCCUUCUCAUUUCCCACCCUGAGCGGGGCAGACGACUCGCUUCCUGCUAACGCUCUCUUGCGGCCUGCGGUGGCGCCCUCGCCCUCCGCUAAAGCCGUGGCGCCGGCCCCGGCGCGGCUGGCAGCAGCCCAGGCCGCCAUCGCCGUCCCAGCCGUAGUCAGUUCUUCUGAGCUCAUGAACGGCUGGUCACCGUCAAAGCUAGCGUCACUCAACUUCUUCCCCAGUGGUGUCGCCCAGGCGAAACCUGUUCCCAGCGCGUUGGCAGAGCCCGCCGCUGCGCUGCCGUUGGCGCGGGCGCCGGUUCAGGCACUCACGCUUGCGCCGGCGCCGAUGCCCUCGUUUGACCCAGUGCGGUCGACGGAGGUAUUCCGGCCGUACCAGGGGCUGAAGACGCUGUUGCGCGCCGGGCCUGGUGGGUUGGUGAGCGGUGGCGGCAGUGGCACGGCGGGGCCGAAUGGCUUUGCGUUGGGGCUGCCGCAGCAGCCGGUCAGCAGCACGGAGCCGCUGGGGCUGCCGGCCGCGGGGCCAUCAUUCGGUGGCGCGGCAGGGCGACCACCUCUCGGCAACAGCCUGCGCUACAAUCCGUACGGCCGUCCCAACCUACCGCGCCCCCCUCGCGUUGCGGGCCCCAGCGGCCCAGCCGCCAAGGACCAUGCGCCCACAGACGCGGCCGGCAACGCACCCGAGCAGCGCCAGCAGCAUCAACAGCAGACCUCUACGGCGGUGGCGACUGCACAGCUGCCGACGGGCGUACCGCCGGCCGGUCCCGGCCCCAGCGGCAUGCCGCCGCGGCCGCCCACUGCCGCGGGUGGUGUGCGCCUGGCUCCGGGCCAGGUUGCGUUCGCCUCGGGUCGGUCGGGCACGCCCCUGCCCAAGUUCGGGCCGCUGGGGCUACCGGGUGCGGUGCCGGGCGCGCAGGGUCAGGCGGCAGGGGCGCAGGCUGGUGGUUUCCGGCCGCUGCUAGGCGCGGCGGGCGCGGGCACGAAGCGGCAUCGGGAGAGCCCGGCUGCGUCGCCGCUCAUGGCGUCCGGCAUCCGCAACCUGUCAGAUUUCAAACGGCGGCGGCAGGCCAUGGCGCAGCAGCUGCGCUCCGUGCUAGCGGGGCUCUCGGCGCGCACACCGCGUGACACCACUCCCAUGAAUUCGGAUGGCGAGCGCACACCGGGCGGCUUUGGCAGUGGCGGCUCGGGUGCGGGCGGCGCCUCUGCUGCCACCACGCCGGCGCCCGCGCAGGGCACGCCGGGCGCUGGCGGCGAGCUGCCCGCCACCGAGACGGCUCGGAAGAUUCUGGAGACCCUGGACAACUCCGCGCGGGCCGCGGACAAUAACACGCCGAUGGCGACCACCUCGAAGCACGGCGGCCACGCGAGCGGUCGUGGGGGUGCUGGCACCGGCGCUGUUGGCGCCGGCGGCACCCCGCUGCCUGGUGGCUUCAUGCCGCCGCUGGACCGGCUGGACCAGAACCACUACGGCGGCACACCCACGCCCGGCGCUGGCGCAGUGGGCGGCACCGGCGGGUUCGGCGUGUCGGGGGCCACGCCGUCGCCCGCCGGGGGCAUGACCGCGCACGCUGGCCACACAUCUGGGCCGCGCUUGGCGCUGGACUUCCAAAGCCCGGCGCCGUCUCCGGCGCCCUCGCUCCGCCCUAGCGCUGGCCAGGACGCGGGUGCUAGCCCGGCGCCGGCACAGUCUGGCGCCAGCGGUGCGUCCACUCUGCCAAUGAGCCCCAUCGUCAUGCCGCCGGCCCAAGUGGGCGCCGCAGCCGACCGCGCUGCAGGCGCUGGCGCGGCCAGCAGCAGCGCACCUGCGACCGGCGCAGCUGCAACAUUUGGCGCCCCCAGCAGCAGCGCGGCGGGCGGCUUCGGGUUCAGCUUCGGCAAGGGGGCGGAGCGGGCCGCGGCUGCCGGUGCCACCACCACCGGCACGGCUGGGGACUUCAGCUUUGGCGAUGGCGCAUGCAGCGCCGCGGCGGGUGCGGCGGCGGACGCGGGCGCGGCCUCGCCCAAGUUCACCUUCCGUGAUCCUGGGGCGCCUUCGGAUCCCCGGCUCAAGAAGGCAAACGAUGUGAUCGCGCAGGCGGUUGCUUUGGGAUUUGUGAGCGCAGCCGAUGCGCCGACCUUCACCUUCACACCGCCCAGUGUCGGUGUGGAGGCGGCGGCGGCGCCCAGCGCCGCCACGCCGGCGCGUCUGAGCAGCCCGGCGGCGGCGGCAGCAGCUGCGGCUGGGUCGCCUUCUGCUCACGAGGAGGUGGCCAAGGCCGCGGCCGUGCCGUUGCUGGACGACAACGACGAUGAAGACGAGAAUGACGCCGGGGCGGCGGCCGCGCCCGCUGCGGCGCCGGCAAGCAAGCUGCCGCCCGGCCUAGCCAAGCGGGUGGCAUUUGCUGAUCGGGGCGGCGUUACCGCUGACAAGGCACACGAGAACGGUGGCAAGGGCGACACUGCUGUCAACGCCGGCAGCACUCCGUUCCGGCCGGCCGGCGGCGAGGUGCCGCCGGAGACGCCCGCCCCAACUCCGGCGCCCGCCAAGGAGUCGUCGGCCCCCGCCUUCUCAUUUGGAGCGCCGACCGCGGCGGCCGCGGCUGCGCCUGCGGCGGCGCCCGCUGUCGCUGAGGCUGCGAAGCCCGCCGCGCCGGCGUUCUCCUUCGGUGCGCCCGCCACCACCACUGGAGGCUUCAGCUUUGGCGCGGCUGUGACGGCGGCGCCAGCAGCAGCUGCUGCAGCCGCUAAGGAGGCGGAGAAGCCCGCGGCCCCCGCCGGAGCGUUCACGUUCGGCGCCCCUGCCUCCUCCACCCCGGCCUUUGGCGCCGCCGCCACCAGCGCGCCUGCCACCUCUGUGCCAGCCUUUGAUGCCGCCAUCACGACCACGCCAAGCGCGUCUGCGCCGGCUACCGAGCCGGUGAAGGCGGCGCCUGCCUUCACGUUUGGCACGGCCCCGGCAGCCGCUGGUGGCCAGGUGCCGGCAUUCGGCGCAGCAUCGCAACCAGCGGCCGCAGCUGCAUCCUCCGCACCCAACUUCACCUUCGGCGCUGGCCCCACCACCUCGGCCAGCACCGCCGCCACCACGGCCGUUGGCGCCGCCCCUGCCACCAGCAGCGGUCCCAGCUUCGCCUUUGGUGCGGCGCCAGCUGCGGCCGCCAGCAGCGCCGCGGCGGCGCCGCCCAGCACGGCGGUGACCGCUGCUCCCGCGCCCAUGUUCGCCUUUGGCGCCGCCUCUGCUGCCGCGCCCGCGACCUCCACGUUCGGGGCAGCGGCGCCGGCUGCUGCGGGUGCCGGCUUCGGCUUUGGAGCUGCGGCCUCGGCGCCGGCGGCUGUUAACACGGCCGCCACCACAACCAGCUUCACGUUCGGGGCCCAACCCCCGGCGAGCACCAGCGCCCCGGCCGCGGCUUCGGGACUCAACUUCACGUUCGGGGCGGCUGCAGCAUCUGCGCCUCCGUUCGGCGCGCCCGCAAGCGCGCCUGCGUUUGGUGCUCCCGCCAGCGCCCCCGCGUUCGGGGCGGCGGCCAGCGCGCCGUCCUUCGGUGCACCGGCGGCAGCGGCGGCCUUCGGAUCUGGAGCGCCUGCCAGUACUUUUGGCGGCGCGGCAGCCGGUUUCGGUGCUGCGUCCACACCCGCGCCUGGCUUUGGCGGCACGGCCUCAGCCUUCGGCUCGCAGCCGGCACCCGCGCAGCCCGCAUCCAGCGCUGCGGCUCCCUCCUUUGGGGCGCAGCCGGCGGCAGCACCCUCGUUCGGCGCGGGUGCGGGCUUUGGCGCGCAGGCGGCCAACGGCGGUGCGCCUGGUAGCAUGUUUACGUUUGGUGGUGGUGCUCCCGCGUCUGCUCCAGCGCAGUUUGGGGCCGGACCCGAGUUUGGUGCUGGCGCGUCGACGUUCGGCGGCAUGCAGGCCCAGCCUUCGGCGCAGUCGUUCGGCGGGUUUGGUGCUGGUGCGCCGGCGCCCGUGGCGCCCGCAUUUGGCGCCGCGCCUGCCUUCGUCGGCGCAGCACCGACAUUUGGCGCCGGGGCGCCGCCCUCCCCUGGUGGUGGCGGCGGUGACGCGGGCGGCUUCAACCUUGGAUUCGCGGACACGCCCAAAGACGGGCGCAAGCGGGUCAAGGCCCGCCGCCACGGGGCGUAGUGCGGGGCGCUGGUGCUGUUGAUAGGGGGCUAGGGCAGGUGAGAGCUUUUGCAGGUGUGAAACGGUGUGAGCUGCAGGUGUGUGAUGGGUUGCACGGCCACUGUGUGUGGGCUAGGCUAUAGGCUGAGCGCAUUUUAUCGGCGCAGGACGAGUGUUUGCGUGCACGCUCGGAGCUUGGGGCUGCCAGGGCAUGCGUAACGGCAUGGCGAGUAGUGCGGCUGUUGACAAGUGUGCUGCGUCUGGCUGCGGUUGGCUCUGCUGUGGCAUCCGAUUGCUAGGCACCUGGUUUGGCUAUGUGCCGGUGGAAACGACCCCGGCGGAAACGACUCAGACUGUGGAGGGGCUCAGCCCCUUUUCGCGGGGAACACUUGUCGUGUGCGCUGUCAUGAGGAUUACAGCGUUGUAGAGGCGUGAAUGCCCGGCUGUCAGGGCAAGGGUGCAAACGCUCCAUCAGUGACAGUACGCUAGCUGUCAGCCGGUGAGGUGCUGUAACCGCUGUAACGCAUGUGUGCACCCAUGCAAAAGGCCCGCGUCUACACGGCUCUCAGCCCACAGCCAUGUGAGCCAUCGUACCCGGCUGCCCACCCAAUCCCCAACCCGAGCUUGAGCCAACCACCCAUACACGGUGUAUGCCGUGGCAGCUUGCGGUGCCAGCACGUGCAGCCAGGGACCCCACAUGCAUCCCAAAAGUCACCUCGACGCGAUGGUUCCUCACAGGGUCCAGCAGCUACCGUACCAGGACACGACACGGACAGGGGCGAUCCUCCCUAUGGGGCUUCACCCCCCUGGAUCGCUUCGCUCAGGGGGCUCAGCGCCUCAGCCCAAAACGAUGUAACUUGAGAAACAAUCUGCUAGGCCCAGCCUAACGCCUAGGACUUGGCGGCGCCCAGGUUUUCGCGGCACCGGCGGACGGUCCGGACCUCCAAGCCAUGAGACCCAUGCGGUCAAGCCAUGCAACAACGGGCGUUUAAGUCGCUGGCACCGUGUGCAUGACAUGGCAUGGCACAGAGGUGUGGGAGGGGGUGAAGCAGUGAAGCAGCGCCAACCUUCUCCGGCUUCCAGAGUUCCAGGCAGGGGUCAGCGGAUGCGUGCCGCCAGGUGCCGCGGAGCGCAGCCCGAUGAUCGUCUCCGCUAGGCAGUGGGAGGCUUCCAACCUGCCCUUGCGCGCACGUUACGGGCUUCUGCGCGCACCCAGGCCCUGAGACGACUGGCAAAGCUGGCUACGCCGCAGCGCGGACGGCAACGAGCAGGGCGCGGUCCACAGGGGUCCACGGCGGCGCAGCGGGUUACGGUGUCUGGGACCGCGGCAACCGUCUUGCACCCAGGGGCCUCCGAGCUAGGCAGGCUGUAAUUUACACGUACUCAAGCUCGACAUCGCGAGAGUGCCUGCCAUAACGAAACCGUCACUGAAAACUCUCGCUGUGGCCGUGUCGUCAGACAUGCUGGCGACAAAUGCGCCAGAUAUCAGGGGGCUCAAAACUGUGCAGUCGCGAAUACUUUACGCAUAACGGACGCCAAAGGUCGCCAAUCCAAACUUCGUAAGACAAUGUUCGC
This is a messenger RNA of Chlamydomonas reinhardtii, 6251 nucleotides long. RefSeq lists its product as uncharacterized. The coding region runs from base 438 to 4697 and encodes 1419 amino acids. The record is from RefSeq and is a predicted model, not a curated record. The transcript has 14 exons. Lineage: Eukaryota; Viridiplantae; Chlorophyta; Chlorophyceae; Chlamydomonadales; Chlamydomonadaceae.